This is a messenger RNA of Brienomyrus brachyistius, 1242 nucleotides long. RefSeq names its product PAK4-inhibitor inka2-like. Gene Ontology annotation, molecular function: protein serine/threonine kinase inhibitor activity; protein kinase binding. The record is from RefSeq and is a predicted model, not a curated record. NCBI's taxonomy places the organism in Eukaryota, Metazoa, Chordata, Actinopteri, Osteoglossiformes, Mormyridae. Gene Ontology annotation, cellular component: nucleus. The transcript has 3 exons. Bases 208 to 1140 code for a protein of 310 amino acids.
GCAACAUAGGGGCAGACAAAACCGCUGGAGACAGAUUUCUGGAGAGUCUUGACAUCAAGAUUAGGAGAGAAAGGAAAUCAAGACCUGGUCAGCGGGUCCAGUGAUCCCGUAGACGCCUCAUAACUGGAUGGGCGCUUUCUGCCCAUAACCGCUUUCAGAAUAAAUGAAAAGACACUGGAUUUAACUGUGGACUAGCGUGGAAGCCGAAUGCUGUGCCUGCGGGACUCUGGGGACUGCUUCCAGCAGCAGAUGGCAUGCAUGAUGAGGUCUUUGCAGGACUUGAAGCAGAUGAGGAGGGUCUGCCCACCCCACACCCCCCUCUCGUCGGUUGUGCUCAACCGCCAACAGAGGAAGCUACAGCGGGAGCUGCAGGCCCGCCUGCGUGUGUCAGAGGCCAGUGAGGCCAGCACCUAUGACUCGGCCUGCUGCCUAGCCAGCCCAGUGGAGGAGGAAGAGGAGGAGAGUGGGAAUGGAGGCAGCCAGCUGAGGCUGGCCUCGCCCAGCAGUGAGAAGAGCCUGGAGUUUGAUUCCGGAUACUCUGAGGCAUCGUGGCAGGAUGACCCGGUGGUGCUGCGUCGCACACGUAAUGUACGUGUGUCCUCCUCAGCCUGCCUGCGCACCAACCGGGCCCCCAGCGGACGUGUGCGGCCCAAAUCCACCUCGGAUGCAUGUUUGGAGCACUGGACCUCGUUUGAGGCUCAUGAUCCAGAGGAUUGGACAAAUUCUCUCCUGACCCGCGGUCGGAACAGACAGCCGCUCGUUCUGGGUGACAACAGCUUCGCGGACCUCAUAGAGAACUGGAUGGACUUGCCAGAAAAUCCUGAACCCACAGAACUGAGGCCCAAUCCCGGGAAGAGGCUGGCCAAGGGCUGGCUGGGUCACAUGCGACGGAAGUUAGCAGGAAUGUCAAAGAACGUGGAGGGUUGGGGGAAACUCGGGGACCUUUCACGGGGAGGCAGGACUGCGGACCCACCAAAGAGACUCUCCUUCCCUGUCGGUCUUCAGCCCCAAGCUCCGUUUUUUCACAAGUCACACACAGGCUUAAACCAGCUGGGCACUGAGUUUUUCCAGUUUGCAGCCCUGAUGAAAACAGGCAGCCGGCAACCAAUCAUCUGUAACGACAUCAUCGGAUACAUCUGACUGGCGCCCAGUCAACACACUGCUCAGAACUGACUGUAGUUUUUCCUAAUAAUGUUAUAUUUACACUAAUAAAAUGUUUUAAAUAAAACUAUCAAUAUUCAA